This is a messenger RNA of Xenia sp. Carnegie-2017, 4845 nucleotides long. RefSeq lists its product as uncharacterized. Gene Ontology annotation, molecular function: protein binding. The record is from RefSeq and is a predicted model, not a curated record. The coding region runs from base 305 to 4801 and encodes 1498 amino acids. The transcript is spliced from 41 exons. NCBI's taxonomy places the organism in Eukaryota, Metazoa, Cnidaria, Anthozoa, Malacalcyonacea, Xeniidae.
UCCGUUCAAACUUAAGUGUGACAGUGAUCACAUCUAGUUCCUCGUGCAAGAUACUAUCACCGCGAGAGCGUCCAAAAAGUUUGUCUUGUGAAAGAUCAAGUCCUAUCAACAUAAAUAUGUUUCCUUCGAAUGAAGUGUAUGCCUUUAUGUCUAUUUCAUAGCUUUCUGAUGGCGUUACCUGGUCAUUUUCAAAUGUCAAGUUAUGAUUUUUCGUGAUUUGUAUCAUGUGACAUCGAGUUCGUACUCUAUUGAUAUUGCAUCAAACGGAGUUUUUUUUUAAAACUCAGCUUGAUGCUUUAAUGCAAUGAGUUUAGAACACAAACGCGUCGAAAAGGAUGUUAUCAUUCCAGAUAUCAGACUAAAAGAAUGCGAGUUGUUUGAACUCGCUCAUGUUGUAAGAGUUGCUCCAGCACAUAAGAGCAAAGUUAACGACAAAGAUGCACCAGCUGGCUAUCCUUACGUGAAAUUGUGUUGCUCAUAUGAAGACUGUGAUAGAAGGCUGUUGGUUUUGCUUUGUCAUGAUGAAGCAAGUAAAAAAGAGACAUUUCUUCUUCGUCACUAUCAAGUUUACCAGAAGGCCAUCUACAAGGAAAUUCCUUGGUUUCAGGGACCAAUAAGAGCUGUGGAAUGUAUGGCUAUUGAUCCUUCAGGUUCUUGGCUGUUGUGCUCCUGCAAAGAUAAAUAUCUGUACCUGGUUCCUGUGUUGGCUCUUAUCCUUGGUCCAGAAGAGGUCGACUGCCCACCCCAUUGGAAUGUUGAAGAUUUAACGCGUUUUCCUCCACACAACAGAAAAGGAGUCGCCACUUGUAUGGUCUGGUGGCAACAAUCUUUGAUUAACACUCAUAUUUGUAUUCUUGGCACGGAGUGUGGUGAAGUUAUUUUCGUCGAUCUCCAUAAAUUUGGUCAGCCAGUAUUUCACUUUGGACUUGAAAAUGAAGCGGUGAACGCUUUGAAUAUUGUGCAAGAUAAUGUCCAUGGUACUUGUUAUCUUUUGAUAACAACAAAGUCAGGUAAAACGAUGAAAUUUCUUCUGGAAAGUUACACGUUUUCACAACCAUCUGCGACAGAUACGAUUAGCAUCACCGAAAGUAUGCUGGGCUACGAAAUGUUGAGUCAUCGAUCUAUUCCUUUGCACUCGUGUCUUAUCCCCAAAGAAAAGUCUGCGCUGCGUUUCGAACUACUCCAUAUCCAGAGCGAGAAGGACCCAAAAAAGUUGUCUCUGCAGUUUGCGCGGAAUCAAUCAUUUUUAUGUUUGCUUCAUCCGAAAGAGAAGAUUUUCAAGGUAUUUGACGUCGAUCGAGAAAAUAUCCCAAUGUUUGUUUACGAUCUGACGGAAUACACACAGGAUAUAUUGCUCACUGACAGGUUGCUCUUUGCCCUGUGUGUCGACGAUGAAAAGGUUAAAAUCAACAUUUUGUCGAGUCAACUCGCUGAGACAUCUCUCGCUGCCGCGAACGGAAAAACGAAAGCAUCAAGUUGCAUUCAAUCAUUUACGCUCCCCCCUGGAGAGGACGUGCUCGCCUUAUAUCGUCUUACCACGUAUGUUAUCUUGGAGAAGACGAAACAUAACGUCAGCGGUCAUUCGCAUCCCGUCGAUGGUUGUUUGGUCAUCACUUCAGCUGCGGUGUACGAGAUCAGACCCAGGGUUUAUCCAGAAGAACUUUUUGUUGAACUUGCAGUGAAGAACGUGGACACGGCAGCCGCUGACCGACUGGCAAUAAUUACGGGCCUCGAUGUGAACUCACUUUAUGAGCAAGCUGGUGAUAUUGCAAUGGAAGCUGGACAGUUACAACAUGCUCUGGAACUUUAUCAGGCUUCAAAGUGUCAGCACAGUCGACGAGUGCGGAAGUUAUCACAGCAUGCGAGCAUUGUCGAUGUCAUUGUUUACAUUCAAGAAAUAUUGCACAAACCAGCGGAAGUUUCUUCUACCGACAGAAAGAAACUAGCAAACCUUGCUGUUCGAUGUUUCGUCAAACAGAUACUGGAAAAUGAUUCGAACUGCGAAGAAAUGUCAAAGUUUAAAGAAAGUUUUUGCCAAUUUAUCAAUGACAACUUCGAUUACGAUGAGCGAGUUGCAUUGGAGUUUUUGGCUUCUUACGGUCUUGAAGAAUAUCUUUUUCAAGUUGCGAAGGCUCGUGGGUUAGUUGCCGUGGCUCUCGACAUCUUAGCAAAUAAGGGUCACUUUCAUUUGGCGAAGUCAACUCAAGAAUUUCUCAUCGCCAAAGGAUUUGCGAACGUCGUUUGCCAAAUUUAUAACGGUGCUUUCAUUCGCUGUCUUUCGCCUGUUGAUUCGAUCAAAUUUCUCCUAGCCAAGCCAGAAUCUAUUUUACCGCGUCUUAAAUACGUCAAGUCCUUACUUCAUGUUCUCGAUGAGAGCCACUUACUUCGUAUUGCUAAGAUGUUCGAUCCUUCAAGACCCGUUGCUAAAACGUUAUUGAUGAAGUACAGCACACAUCGCAGACCCAGGUCGAAUUCUGGUUCAUCACAGGCAUCAAUUGAAAGUUUUCUUAGUUUCACUCACGAUCACAGCAACACGGCAGUUCCGGAUCUUUUAGGAUUGUUUCUGGCGACGCUUAUCGUCCUGAAUUCCAAGCGAAAGUUUACAACGUUUCCAGAUCUUUCAUUGAUUGCUGAGAAUUGUGAAGACAAGACAAUGUCAAGGGAGUUGGAAGAAAGUCUAUUAAAAAGUGGCAUCUUUCAUGAGUAUACGACGUUAUCUUGUGGUCAGCAGCAUUCUGCUUUGGUUACAAACACCGGCGAUGUUUAUACAUGGGGCAAGUCAUCUAACGGCAGAUUGGGCCAUGGUGAUUUGAUCGAAGAGGAAGGAAAAGCUCCACCUUUUCGUGUGGAACUUCUACAUAUACAAAGAAUCAGAGUUCGAUCUGUUGCCUGCGGACGGGAGCACACGCUGGCUUUAACGAGACAAGGCGUUUACGCUUGGGGUUCUUCGGACUACGGUCAGCUAGGUUUGGGCAGCAACGCAAAACAGACUCGACCUGCAUUUGUCACCGAACUUGCUGACAAAGAUUGCAUCGCGUUGACGUGUGGUUAUUAUCAUUCACUGGCGCUGUCCGCUGACCGCUGUGUGUGGGCAUGGGGCUGGGGCGUACAUGGCCAACUAGGAUUUGGAAACGUAGAGGAUUAUCUUAUCCCUGCUCGAGUGACAUCGCUGGACCGAUGUAUUGUAAUACGAUUGGCUGCUGGCUAUUCUCAUACUGCUGUGUUGAAUGCCGAGGGAAAGGUAUAUACGUUUGGUGGAGGUGUGUUUGGUCAACUUGGGCACGGACCAAUCAAAAAGCAAACUCGACCAAAGCUAGUCGAAGAAAUUGCCCACGAAAAUGUCCAGUUGAUAUGCUGCGGGUCCUUCGAGACGAUGGUCGUCACUUCAAGUCAGAAGUUUUACAAGUGGGGACGAAAUGCGCAACUUAUACGACAAGCCAAAGAUUAUUUUCAAAAACCGGAUCACAAAAUUGCACCAAGAAAACAAUUGACACAUUAUCUUGUCCCCGUGGAGGUUCCAUUGAAGAUAUUUUCACGUAUCAUACAGAUUCAAUGCGGUAAUAAUCAUGCCAUUUUUCUAACGGAGAGCGGACACGUUUACACCAUGGGACAAAAUGAUCGGGGACAGUUAGGACUGGGAACAAGAUCAGAAAAGUCAAGCCCCAUGCUUGUUCAGGACCUGAUAACUAGCGAAGUCGUGUCUGUUGCUGCUGGAGCUGCGCACUGUGUUGCUGUGACCUCUCAAGGACACACAUACGUGUGGGGGAGGGGAGACUGCGGUCAGCUUGGUUUGGAAGGCCCAAAGCUAAAAGAGGUCGUAUCGCCUGUUGCAUUGAAAAAUAUCCCUGUUUAUCAAAUGUCCAACGAAUGGAACGCCUCUUCAGAAUCUUUGGAUGAACCAAAGUUGAAUGAAUUGGGAUUCGAGAAAUAUCUUUCGGACUUAUCUUCUAUUGGAUCAAUUUCCUACGGACGAGAGGCGAUUGCCACUGCACUCUAUCAGUUGUAUGGCUUUUACAACGACAAGACUAUUUUGAGACAUUGCUAUGAUGUAAAAGAUCUCUUCUCCUCUUCCGUGAUAUAUAAGUUUCAAGGAAAAUGGCCGCUAUAUUUAAGCUAUCGUUUAAAGGCUUUGACAAAUUGGUUUCGAACUGUCGAAACACGAAGUGUAGAGGUUUUAUCGGAAACGAAGGAGAUAGCUGAGUCCGUAAUAAACGAAACGAUCAGAAAUCUGUCAAAUUCUUCAAACGAGGAUUAUUUUCCUAUGAAUGAAGCUGUUCUGUUGUUGAAUGAGAUUUUUCGAUUUUGGUUUGAAAUCUUUUUUGAUCAAGCAAGUCUAGAGGCUCUUUUGGAAUCUCAUUUGGAAUUUUUGGCAUGUCCUCUGUCCAUUGUAUUACUACGAGGUGUAGCGAUUCAAAAGAAAGUAAACAGUAACGACAAUGCCAACGAAACCAAUGAUGACCUGAAUAUGCACAAUACCUUCUUUCCACGUCAGUUCACACCUGGAUUUUUAUGCGCUAUUACCGAAGCAACAGUCGAACAGCUCAAAACACAAGCACCUCGUCGACAAAUUUUUGACGAAGAUUUAGAUUCACUGCUGGUCACACGAACCGCGGGAACAACUAACGUCUUGGUGCCAUCAUUUAAAGGAAAGACUAAGGCAGAUGUCGAGUCUGAAGUCGACUGGGGGGAAAUUUUCGAAGAACUUCUUGAUCAUCUCGAACGUUACUCUGAUCAAACGGACUCAAUAUCACUCACAACUUCGCUGACGUUACCCAUUCACCCUACUCUAAAAACUUGCUAAUUUCAAAUGAUAAUCAAAAUUUAAUUUAUCUUUAGUAAAGGAAA